This is a messenger RNA of Symbiodinium necroappetens, 1493 nucleotides long. Lineage: Eukaryota; Dinophyceae; Suessiales; Symbiodiniaceae. The record is from the annotation of a GenBank genome assembly.
AUGGGUUCUCAUACCAUCAAACUAGCAUUGUCGCCGUCGAUGGAAAAUGUGAACAAGGCGAAAAACUCCAAAGGCCUGAUCGCCUACCCAGCCAGCAAGCACCGUGUUGCCUGGGAUCUCUUUGGCGGCCUGCUCAUUUUGUAUGACCUCUUCAUGCCUCUUGCUCAGGUCUUCGAGUAUCCGGAUACGUUUUUCACAGAUGCUAUGGAUUGGAUGACGCUUCUCUUUUGGACCCUCAACGUCGCGGCGACCCUCACUGUGGGCUUUACGCGACGCGGAGAAACGGUGAUGGCACCGCGCGAAAUUUUCAAGAAUUACUUGAGAACGUGGUGUAUAGUCGACGUCAUCACGCUGGUCCCAGACUGGGCAUUUACGCUGGUGCGGAUAGCCACGCCCAAUUUGGAAGAUGCGAGCAGCGGUGGCCUUGGAGAGGAAGGGGUCCGCCUUCUGCGAAUCCUUCGUUUGGCCCGAACUGCGCGGCUUUUGCGGUUGCUGAAGCUGCAGAAGGUGAUGGAGAAAAUCAGCGACUAUUUGGACUCAGAGGUUGCCAGUAUAAUGGCCAACAUCGCAAAGAUGAUUCUUCUGUUGCUGGCGCUGAAUCAUUUGAUUGCUUGUGUAUGGUACGCCCUUUCGAUCGCUUUCCAUGAUGCCGGUGUCCCUGCUUGGGUCGACAGCGGAAUGUUGACUGAACCAUGGGACAUCCGCUAUGUGACCAGCUUCCACUGGUCGAUCACGCAAUUUACGCCGGCUUCAAAGCCUCAGAUCCAUCCUGCAAACAUUGUCGAACAGACAUUUGCAAUCUUUGUGGUGGUCUUCGCUCUCGUCGGCUUCUCCUAUGUCGUCGGAAGCAUCCUAGGGUCGCUGGCACAGCUGCGGAGCAUGACGGAGCAGUCAGCCAAGGACUUCUGGAUGAUGCGGCGAUUUCUUCGGAGGAACCACGUCCCCAUGGAGCUUGCAUCACGAAUCCAGCGCUUCGUGGAGCAUGCGCACUCACAGCAGCAGAAGAAGAUGUCAAUCCAGGAAGUGAAGGUACUAUCACUGUUGUCAGGAGGUCUGAUGGAGGAGUUGCAGUGCGCCAUGAACAUGCCGCACAUGAUGCUCCACCCCUUGUUCGCCUUCUUGAACAACUUCUCUGUCAUAACAGUGCAGCGGUUGGCCAAAGAGGCCGUGCAACGCUUCCAGCUCGCCCGCGGGGACACGCAGUUUCUUCCGAACCAGGAAGGCAGCUACCUUUACUUCAUCGCUUCCGGCCGGAUGCAAUACGUGAGGGAUGCUGACACCCCAAACGAGCGCGUGGAAGUUGUGGACAAGGGAGAGGACUGGAUUGGCGAGCCGGUUAUUUGGACUCCAUUCUGGAUUCAUGUGGGCCAACUGACUGCUGUCUCAGAGUGCGAUCUCUGCGCUGUGGCUCCUAAAGCAUUUGGCGAUAUCGUGGCGCUCGUAAGGCCAGUCGCCGCAAUCGUCGCACGUUAUUCUCAAAAAUUUAUGCUUUG